AUGUCGGUCCGCGUCCUCGCUCCGGCGUCGCUGCACCGCGGCUCUGCCCUCGCAGCGCGUCUGAUCCUCGGCGUGUUCAUCGUGGGCGCACUGUGCGUGUCCGGCGCGCUGGCCCGCGCUUCGAGCCGCCAGCUCCACGCGACCGCAAGCGCUGUCAGCAGCAGCUACGCGCGCGGGCGUGCUGCGAGUUCGAACAGCAUCUCGAACGCGGUGGCCCGCGGCGGGUCGACCGCUCUGAGCGUGGCCACUUCCACCGCGAUCGGCUACCGGUGGUGCCCGGCGUACGCUGACGCGGUGUCUGACGCCAUCGCAGAAGAUGGCGCCAACGCCAGCUCCGUCUCCGACGCCCUCGCUGAGGCGAUUCGGGAGUGUCUGCCGGAGUGUCCGCGCUGCGACACGUGCUUCGUCUCCGCGCGCCCCUUCUGUUCGGGCUACUUCUUCGAUCGUGCGUCGGCGGGGACCAACUUCAACAUCUACCGCGCGCCGCGGUCGCUGCUGAACGGCGCCGGCGACUACAGCGGCUACUGCAGGUGCAAUCCGUUCUGA
This is a messenger RNA of Pedinophyceae sp. YPF-701, 546 nucleotides long. NCBI's taxonomy places the organism in Eukaryota, Viridiplantae, Chlorophyta, Pedinophyceae. The record is from the annotation of a GenBank genome assembly.